UUCAAGUACAUGACAGUUGACGUAUUGACGUUUAUCAUGUAAUUUGUUCCACAUCUUUUUCUACACAGUUCAAACGAUGAUUUAAAAACUUGUAGAUACUUCAGAGCACCUUGUACAAUUGUUUCUAGGUUAACAUGGAUUUAGCUGUCAAACCACCGUACUACAUUCAAAAUACCCGAAUGGUGUACAAUUGUGGAGAAUGCAACUAUUUCACAAAGCUAUACUUCUCUAUCCAGAAUCACAUAGCACGCCACCAAGUCCCUAAAUACCUGAAAUCAUUCGACUGUUCCGACAGCGCCCCUGAGAGUUUCCUCUGUAGAGACUGUAGCUUCAGCACUUAUUUAACAGUAGAAUUCAGCAACCACAUCAAAAACCACAACAAUAAACUAUACCAGUGCACGAAAUGCCCCUUUAAAACAAAGCACAGAUACUAUUUGAAAACCCACAUAAUGUGCAAACACACAGAUGGUUUAGAAGUGAACUGGCUUACGUGUCAGUUCUGCCUCUACAAAACGAAGUUAAAAAGCAACUUGAAAGCACACCUGAUGAGUAAUCACGGCUUUUCUGAAACAGCUCAAGAGAAGUUUACUCUAGAUCCGCUACAAGUGGAGAUGUAUCGGUGUCAUAUGUGUUCUUUCGAAACAAGGCAUAAGUACAACUUAAAAGCACACAUAGUGUGCAAACACACAGACAGUAAGCAUCUGAAAUGGUUUCAAUGUGAUAAGUGCCCAUAUAAAUCAAAACGGAGAAGUCAGUUGGCUCUCCACCAAACCACUCACUUAUCGCAAGAAGAAAAAGUGUGGUACGACUGCGAAGUCUGCGGGUUUAAAACCACCAGCAAACUGUCAAUAACCAGCCACAGAUAUCGCCAUAAAGGAAAUGUCUUUUGGUGCGAGUUUUGCCCGUUUCAAACCAAGUACAACCACUACUUAAAAACCCACAUGAUGUACAAACACAGCGAAAAUAUUGAACGUCUCAAGUGUGACUAUUGUCCAUACGAAGCCAAAGUUUUCGGCGACUUGAAAAUCCACAUGUUGACCAGACACACGCCCUUCGAAGAAAUUAAAUGGUUUGAGUGUGACAAGUGUCCCUACAAGACGAAACUAAAAGCCCAGUUGACAAGACACCAAAAGGUUCACAUAACUGGCGACACUAAAUGGUAUCAGUGUGGAAUUUGCCCAUUUAAAGCUAAACACGAAGGUCCUUUAAAAGUACACAUAACACGUAAACACGGAGAGGAUCAGGACGUAGGAGGGUUUAUUUGUGACUUAUGUCCGCAUAAAAGUAGAUCUAAAAGUAAUUUGAAGAUCCAUAUUUUGAAUAAACACACACCACCUGAGAAUAUUCAGUGGUUUUAUUGUGAGAAGUGUCCAUAUAAGGCGAAACAACAGAGUCAAGUGCGGAAGCAUAGUGUGGUUCAUUUGGAAGAGGCGGAAAAAAUUCGAUGCGUAAAGUGUUCGUUUACGACGGCGCAUUUAAAUUCUUUAAGAAGGCAUGAAAUGCGGGUGCACCCUGAACAUGUAGUCACUGAUGUACAGAUGUAAUAUAGAUAUGUAAUGUAUAUUAAAUGUAAAUUAUAUUCAAA
Molecule: messenger RNA, 1585 nt
Organism: Zophobas morio
Lineage: Eukaryota; Metazoa; Arthropoda; Insecta; Coleoptera; Tenebrionidae
Product: zinc finger protein ZFAT-like
Exons: 2
Coding region: 135-1544 (469 amino acids)
Biological process (GO): regulation of transcription by RNA polymerase II
Molecular function (GO): RNA polymerase II transcription regulatory region sequence-specific DNA binding; DNA-binding transcription factor activity, RNA polymerase II-specific
Source: RefSeq, a predicted model, not a curated record